AUGCCAAUUGCCAAGAACAAUGAGUCCUGGCUUCGAGGCGGAGAAGAACUCAGGGGUCAGAGACUGCUUCCUCAUGUUAUCGACCAUCACGCCCAUAGAAACCCAAACCGAGUGUUUGCCUGUGUCCCAAAAUCUCAGGAUAUUGCGGAUGGGUUUGAAGACAUUGACAUGAAGUCAAUGGCAACUGCCGUCGAUUUCAUGGCUUGGUGGCUUGAUGAGCAUUCCAAAAGUGUGCCAGGCAAAGACAGAGUUUUGGCCUAUGUCGGAAUGCCAGACAUGCGCUAUCCUAUUCUUCUGUUUGCAGCAAUCAAAGCUGGGUGGACGGCAAUGUGGGUAUCACCAAGAAACCCAGCUGAGCAAAACGCCUAUUUGCUGCGCCAGGCGGGCGUGAGCCUUAUCCUCUAUGCCGAUAUACUAGAGACAGUCGUCAAAGGCAUCCAGCAGAUUGACCCCACCUCUUCGUGGCCCUCUAUAUUGGUGCCAUCUGUAGGUGAAGUAAUGAAUGGGCGCUCGUCCCCUUACCCUUACGAUGCCUUAUAUGAGGAUAUAAAGAAUGAAAAGUGUCUCAUCAUGCACACUUCCGGGUCUACAGGACUUCCAAAGAUUGUGUCUUACACGCACGCUGCUUUUGCUUGCACUGACUCUGACCGGAAUAUCUCUGUCCCAGAGGGACGGCGACCACAGAAUGCUCAGCAAUUCGAUUUCUCCCCUCCUGGGCGAUUUUACUGUUGCUUCCCACCGUUCCAUCUGGCAGGCACCAUGGCAUUCAUGAUAAUCCCUACAUUUUCCACGACCGCAACCCCUGUCUGGGGUCCCUCGACCUCGCCACCUAGUGGCCAACUUGUUAGCUCAAUCAUGGACCAGAUAACAAUUCGAGCAUUCUAUGUUCCUCCUUCUGUCAUCGAGCAGUUCGUGACCCUUCCAAAUGCAUAUAAGCAAGCAGAGAGCCUCGACUUUGUGCUAUACGGUGGGGGGCCCUCUCCCCCAGCGUCGGGCACAAGCUCAGCAAGCUUGCCGACGUUUGCCAAAUUUCCCCAGCCUGGCGAGUGGCAAUACCUUGAGCUCAACCCUGCCGAAGAGUGCGACAUGCAAGAGGUCGAGGAAGGCUCCGGCCUUUUCGAAAUGGUAUUGCAUCAGGACGAGAAGUUCAAAGCCCAGCGCACCCUUUCACAUACAUUUCCAGAUGUGAAAGAGUGGCGCACAAAGGAUCUGUUUACCCGUCACCCUACGAAGUCGGGCUUGUGGCAGUUUCACUCUCGCACUGAUGAUCUCAUCGCGCUGGGAACUAGUGCUAAGGUGUUUCCUGUUCCGAUGGAGACUGCUUUGCAGGGUGAUCCUAAUAUCGCCGGGGCGUUGGUUGUCGGAAAUGGCCGCCCAGUUGUUCUGCUUAUUAUUGAGCCGGUGGAAGGCAUGAAGGAUGUGAGCAAAGAUGAGUUCAUCGACAAGAUCUGGGCAUCGGUUGAGGAGGCAAAUGCUGCUGUUCCCUCUCAAGGAAAGAUUCCGCGAUCUCGAAUUAUUUUGACGGAUCCAGCUGUCGGAUUUUUGAGGACUCCCAAAGGCACUAUUGCACGCAAGGCCUCGGAGGCUCAUUAUGCCGAAACCAUUGACGGGGUCUUUAGAGAUACUGUCUUUAUCGAUGAUAGCUUAACUAACUGGGGGCCCAACGUGAUCCAUCAGCUUCAAUACCCGCAGCUCAAACAAGCCUUCUUUCAGCGGCUUGAAAGCCAAAGUGACCUUAUUCGCUCCCUGGUUGCCCACCACUUGGGUGUUGACCCAGCGAGUUGCGAGGUCUCGCCUCCGGAGUACUGGCGCAAUGGAUCUUUUAACGCCUGCCUGCCGGCUCGCAUCGACGCUCCAGAUCCUGCGCAACCCAGAUUCGUCAUGGUCCGAUUUCCACUGCCUUACCGUGUCGGAGAGGCAACGCGUCCUGGAAAUUCAGACGAAAAACUUAGAUGUGAAGCCGCUACUUCUUCAUGGCUUCAAGAGCACUGUCCUUCGGUCCCUAUACCACAUCUAUACGGCGUAGGGCUAUCCACGGGGCAGAAGCGACAUUUUCGGACCCUGCUCGGCUAUCCGUGUCCGACCCAAUAUAUCCCGCAUGACUCGAGUGCAUCGACUUCUCUCGGAUUGGGCUACUUAGUGAUUGAGACCAUCGCUGAUACCGAAGGACGAAUGCUUUCGGGCUCGUGGGAUGAGAAGCGCGAGGAUGAACGCUUGCAGGGCAAUCUCCAGCGAAGCCUCGCGCGAAUACUCCUUUCGCUCACAGCCGUUCCCCUUCCCCGCAUUGGUGCGUUCCGACUUGAUGAUGCCGGCUAUAUCAACCUUGACAAUCGCCCAAUCAGCGUUGAAGUCAUUUUACAAGAGAACGAAGACCUUCCCCUGAACGUCCCACGCCACGAGACCUACACCCGUGUAGAUGAUUUCGUUCUUGCAAAGCUAGACGCCUUCAACAACCGACUACUGCACCAGCCAAAUGCCGUUGUAACCGAUAUCGAUGGAAGGUUCGAAAUGGCAGGUCUUGCCGUAGCACGAGCCAUCUUCCCGCAGAUGUUACGGAGAGACCUCCUUUCCGGUCCCUUCGUCCUCAGUCUGACAGAUCUCCACAGAAGUAAUAUCAUGGUCGACGAUGAUUGGAACAUAGUGCGCAUUAUCGACCUCGAGUUCGCCUGUUCGUGGCCUCUCGAAUUCCAACAGCCACCCUACUGGCUUGGAGGACAAUGCUCUGAUGAGAUUGAUUCCACUUCAUUCAGCCCUUAUUUUAAUCGCUUUGUCCAGAUUCUGGAGGAGCAAGAGGAGCUUCUUAGUACAAGGACCCCUAACAAGCUUUCAUCUAUAAUGAGAAACGCAUGGGCCAGUGGGACUUUCUGGCUUACUCUGGCGAUUGGGGAUCCAGUUGCCUUUUCCCCGAUCUUUUGGUAUCGAAUUUUGCCCUAUCGACUAAAUCUCACAGUAGAUCACACGACAGAUUUUACGCUUUUGGCAAAUCUUUGGGGAGGGCCUGACAUUCUACAGAAAAAGUUGCAGGACUAUGAUCAGUACUUGAAGGAGGUUGAUAGUAUUUUUGAGCCAAAUGACGGUUUACUUCCAUCUUGA
Messenger RNA from Penicillium verhagenii, 3093 nucleotides. RefSeq lists its product as uncharacterized. The record is from RefSeq and is a predicted model, not a curated record. The transcript has 7 exons. Bases 1 to 3093 code for a protein of 1030 amino acids. Lineage: Eukaryota; Fungi; Ascomycota; Eurotiomycetes; Eurotiales; Aspergillaceae.